CACAACCAUCUACUAUCUACCAUUCACAAUCUACCAGCUCUAGCUAUUUUAACUCUCACACUGAACCAACUUGUAAGUAUACGACCACACCAACGUUGACUGACGAGAACAGUGCCUCACAUCUCCCACCUGAUAAUCUUCAAUCCUACAGCCCAACUCCAGGCCUAGGACAGAUUCAGAGCCAUCAGAAUGACCAAGGUAACAUCCGCUCUCAUUUCUCUCCUCGCCGUCUACGCACGCUUCACCCCCGUGGCCCCCUUCUACAUCCCCUCUUUCCUCAACCACACAAACGGCACAAACACUACCUACCACCAGCCCCGGCCCCCUAUCCCCAGCUUCACCACGGUCCUCGGCAGGCCCGAGACACCUUGUACCGGCGCCGGCGUCGGAGUCGGCGUUGGCCAACCCCUCCCCUCCACCACGCCCGCCUCCCUCGGAACCGACAUCGAGACCGAGACCCAAGGUCCCACCGCCAUCUCAGCCCUGACCUCCGACUGCACCGCCCUCGCUGACGACGACGCCAAGGAGCGCUACCUGUGGUACGCGAGCGGUUUCACCGACAACACCACGCUCCUCGCGAUCCGUAACCACGGCACUUGCAGCAUCGGCAUCCGCCCGCCGCACGCAGACGUCAUGGCAAAUAUCAUCUCCGGGUGGUACGUCGGCGGCAUGGACGUCGCGCAGAUCAUCCGCACCGCUGUCCGGGACUACGACGUCGACGGGCUGAUGGGCGCGACUGGCAUGAUGCACUGCGAGAUCAGCUCGGCGGCCAAUGUGGAUGUGCAGUGGGCCAUCUUCGGGCCGGACGAGCAGGCGCAGGCCGGGUGGUGGGUCGCGCCGCCCGUCCCCUCUUCUGCAGGGAAAAGGCAGCCUGUUGGCAUGGCCGUGCUGUCGGCCGUUGCCGUUUUCUGCCAACUCAUUUUCUGGCGCGUCGUGAGCUGAGCAAUGAAUCGUAGUAGGCUUGGAAGAAAAGAAGGCGGGGGGGUGAUCUUGUUUGGAAAAUAGUGUCGGAAGGCAAGCGACUUACACUUCCAAACCACGCUCCUAUGCAUAACACAAUGCUUGGGUUGCGCACCACCUUGGUCUUGAAAGCGUGCACAUCUUUUCCAUUAACGGCUGACCGACGGAGAGGGCGGCAGUAUGAAUAUCUCGGCAGUGCUCUCCAAGUACGCUGGAAUCUGGAGUCGACGGAAUGACUAUGUAAGGUGGGUCUUGGUACAAAACGGAGGAAUAUUGCUGGCGUGAAAGGUAAACGCCCGCAUCAUCGGCUAUCUGGUCGAUUCGUCUCCCGAUACUUGCUGUGUAAUGUUGCCUGGGUGGCCUUAAGGUUUCUUCGUCGUCACUUGCCUCAGUCAAACUUUGACAAGCCCAGCUGCCCGGGCCGCACGUUACUCGCACACUCGUACGCCUGUGAAGGGGCGGGUUGUAACGUGACUCAAAUAUUGACUUGUUGGAUCCGGACAGUAAAAGUCACGACUCGAGCGAGCAUGUGGAACAACGUAAACUUUGGGAAGUUUGGUGAGACC
This is a messenger RNA of Colletotrichum destructivum, 1526 nucleotides long. RefSeq names its product Putative Ecp2 effector protein. The record is from RefSeq and is a predicted model, not a curated record. The transcript is spliced from 2 exons. NCBI's taxonomy places the organism in Eukaryota, Fungi, Ascomycota, Sordariomycetes, Glomerellales, Glomerellaceae. Bases 190 to 942 code for a protein of 250 amino acids.